This is a messenger RNA of Trypanosoma conorhini, 975 nucleotides long. RefSeq names its product coatomer epsilon subunit. The transcript has a single exon. The record is from RefSeq and is a predicted model, not a curated record. Gene Ontology annotation, biological process: retrograde vesicle-mediated transport, Golgi to endoplasmic reticulum; intra-Golgi vesicle-mediated transport; endoplasmic reticulum to Golgi vesicle-mediated transport. The coding region runs from base 1 to 975 and encodes 324 amino acids. NCBI's taxonomy places the organism in Eukaryota, Euglenozoa, Kinetoplastea, Trypanosomatida, Trypanosomatidae. Gene Ontology annotation, cellular component: COPI vesicle coat. Gene Ontology annotation, molecular function: structural molecule activity; protein binding.
AUGGCCGACCCCUUCUACGAGGCGCGCAACGCCCUUACAAUCGGCAAUUACCACCAGGCCCUCGCAGAGGCAAGCGGGGCAAAGACGACGCUCCGAAAACAGGACGAUGUAGCCGCCUUUAACACCGAGCGGGAGGCUCUUCUCUCGCUUGCCCAGGUUGGGUUGGGGCAGGCUGAGGCCGUCUUGACACAGUUGGCCGCCGCCACUCAUCCGACGUUACUGGCAGUGAAACACUGGGCGCAGUUUUCUCUGGCCAUUAAAAAACAAACGCCUGACGCAGCCCUCAGCCCCGCUGCUUCUUCCGCGCUAGAACAAUUGACAAGGGCCGUGGAGGAAGUAAGUCCCGCACGCGUUCAGGCGGCGGUGCUUGCCGCCUCUGCUCUUCUUGCCUCUGGCAAUGCUGCUGGGGCGCUAAAGUUGGCAAAGGCUUGGCUGCAUGAACUUCCAACACCAGAGGAGGCUCUCAACCUGCGUCGGCAGAUGGAGCUGCGCGUCGUUGUGGUCGAGGCACUCCUCCGGAUGCAACGCCCGGAGAUGGCGAGACAGGAGGUAAAGAGCAUGGAGCAGUUGGACGACGAAUCCGUGCUGGCGGUGCUGUGCUCAGGGGUAGUGAGUCUCCACGAAGGGCCGCAGUCUCGUGAUGCGUAUCAGAGGGCCCUCGAACGGUUUAAGGAACUCUCCGUGCGCUGCGGCCAGAGCGUCCUGGUCCAUAACCUCGCGGCGCUAGCCCAAAUGGAGCUUGGCGACUUCGCGGCGGCAGAGCGUAGUCUCCUCGAUGCGUUGGCUAUGCGGUCCGGAGACGCCGAUACGACGGCCAAUCUGGCGGUUGUCUCCUCCCACCUUGGCAAGGCUGCGGACUCCACAAGCCGCUACACCCAACAAGCGACUGCCAUCGUCGGAGCAUGGAGCCACCAAUACGCCGCCAUGAAUGCCCGCCUGAACGAGGCCGUCCUCCAAUUCUCAACAUCGGCGUAG